Molecule: messenger RNA, 1059 nt
Organism: Acanthosepion pharaonis
Lineage: Eukaryota; Metazoa; Mollusca; Cephalopoda; Sepiida; Sepiidae
Source: the annotation of a GenBank genome assembly
AUGUUCUUAAGAGAAGCUCUAUUCAUAUCUCUUUAUGCUAAAAGAACAAUUGCAACGUGCUACAGCAACCAAUAUCUUUACUUUUGCUGCUAUCUUGAAAAUAGAACAGUGCCACACAUGUAUCUUGCUUACCACUAUUUUUCUUUCCUUUCUCCUCUCAUUUCUCCUCUCCUCAUUUCUCUCUUUUCCCUUUUCUCCUCUCCCUUUUCCUUUUUCUCCUCAUUUCUCCUCUCCCUUUUCCUUCUCUCCUCAUUUCUCCUCUUUUUCCUUUUUCUCCUCAUUUCUUCUCUCCCUUUUCCUUUUUUUCCCCCUUUUCUCCUCUCCCUUUUCCUCCUCUCCUCAUUUCUUCUCUCCCUUUUUCUCCUCUUCUCAUUUUUCUCCUCAUUUCUUCUCCCUUUUCUCCUCUCACUUUUCCUCCAAUCCUCAUUUCUUCUCUCCCUUUUCCUUUUUCUCCUCAUUUCUUCUCUCCCUUUUCCCUUUUCUAAUCUCCAUUUUCCUUUUUCUUCUCAUCUCAUCUCCCCCUUUUCCUCCUCAUUUCUUCUCUCCCUUUUCCUUUUUCUCCUCUUCUUGUUACUUCUCUCUCUUUUCCUUUUUCUCCUCAUUUCUUCUCUCCCUUUUUCUCCUCUCCUCAUUUCUUUUCUCUUUUCCUCCUCAUUUCUUCUCUUUCCUUUUUCUCCUCUUCUAAUUUCUUCGCUCUUUUCCUCCUCAUUUCUUCUCUCUCUUUUCCUUUUUCUGAUUUCUUCUCCCUCUUUUCAUUCUCUUCUCAUUUCUUUUCUCCCUUUUCCUUUUUCUCCUCAUUUCUUCUCCCUCUUUUCAUUCUCUUCUCAUUUCUUUUCUCCCUUUUCCUUUUUCUCCUCAUUUCUUCUCUCCCUUUUCCUCCUCAUUUCUUCUCUCCCUUUUCCUUUUUCUCCUCAUUUUUCUCCUCUCCCUCUUCCCUUUUCUCAUUUCUUCUCUCCCUUUUUCUCCUCUCCUCAUUUCUUCUCUCUUCUUUCCUUGAUCACUGAUUUUUCUACUUAUUGGCUCGGAAAGAGCUUAUUCUACUGGGCCACUUUUCUGUGA